CGCCGGGCGAGAAGAGCUGCGAGAGCGCAGCGUUUCUGCACGCGAGCCGGUGGCGCAUUAAAUUGCCUGCAGCCAAUCGCCGGUUUGGAGGCUGAGCGACUGAAUUGCAACCCCAGUCUACACUGGUGGGCGCUUUUCCUCGCCUGCCCGGCUUGCCUUGGGCCCGGGUCCUCCUGCCGGCGAGUGACGCUCUAGGCUGCGUUCGUCCGCUCGCUGCUCCCAGCGUCCCCGGCCGGAGCUGGACUUGGGGAGAAGGGGCGGCGGCGGCGGCGGCCACUCUGCUUCCCCCGCUGCUGACGGCUCCCUCCGCGCCUGGAUAACGCCGCAGGUACGGAAUAAUCUCCCCUCUCUGCCCACGGCCAGCCUGCGCGGUAUCCCUAGGCCAGGCUCUCGGUCAGGUCCCGGGUCACCCCAUCCCCUCCCCAGGACAGCAAGCCUCCCCUCUCCCCGCACCUGUCGUAUCUCCUCCACAGCCCAGUAUUCAUUACCAUUAUUCAUUGCUGUUAUUUAUUACCCUCCUUUUCAAGUCACGGUCCCCCCCCCCAAAUACACGGGCACCUCGCACGCUUGUUUUCCUCGUGUGCUCACGUGCAGCCUCUCAGGGGUCGCCUCCCCCCAAUAAUCUCCCUCCUCCCUUCACCAUCUAUCUCCCAGGGCUUGCAUCCUUUUUCAUGGUUUUUCUUCACCUCUCAGCCAUUGCACUAUUAAUGCCAGGUAGUCGUCAGUCAAGCAAACACCUCGCUCCCUCGCAUGCAAGUGAUGAAUCACUGUAGUUGGUGUGGUACUCUGUAACUCUCUGUGACGCUGCUCUCACUGGUUGUGUGAAGGCGUCUUGAGGGUUUUUCCUGCUUUCCUAGACUAAACACUGAAAGCGGUUGGUGGAGCCCUUUUUUUUGCAUAGCAGGAGUACAUUUUACCUGCCCUCCCCAGCAGAAGGGUGGCAUUUAGGAUGUUCUGCAUCUUUCUUCCUUGUCAAUCGCCUUGUCUUGCUUUGGCUUUUAAUAUUUCCUUUCACUCAUCUCUUGUGUAUUGCUGCCUUUUUCACAAAUGCUUUAUCGUCGGAUGUCAGGACCGAUAUUGGAUGCUGAGCCAGUUCCUUGGGUUGACUGGCAGUUGCUCUCUAGGAUUUGGAACUAGUUAAGCAUGCUAAUUUUUCAAUGUUUAGCAAGAAGCAAGUCCUUUUAAGACAUCACAAAGUUUGCAUACGGCUGCUCCAGGUAUAGUGGGAAGGGAAGCUAACCUGUGAUGGUUCAUGAGCUCUGAAGAAGCAGAAAAGAAUAAAAGGGUUUUCAAGCAAGGUAUGUAUGGCUCGCCAUGCAAUCCUAUGCAUAGCUACAUACUCUUAGUGAAUUCAAUGGGACUUACUCCUAGGUAGGUUUAUAUCGGAUUGCAGUUUCAGAUAUGUUUUGGAUUGGAAUGAUACAAGUGGUACCAUUUUUCAUUUAUAUCUAUAUAUCUAAAUAAAUAUAUAAGCACUUUUGGGAAACUUGCCUUGAUAACUGUGAUGAGUGCAUUACAGAUGCUAAGUACAGUAGUGUAAAGGCCCUUGGCUAAAAGCAAUAAAUAUGGCUGACAGUCAUCUCCUAGGCCAGGCAUCCCCAAACUUCGGCCCUCCAGAUGUUUUGGACUACAAUUCCCAUCUUCCCCGACCACUGGUCCUGUUAGCUAGGGAUCAUGGGAGUUGUAGGCCAAAACAUCUGGAGGGCCGCAGUUUGGGGAUGCCUGUCCUAGGCUCAGAAUAAUUUAUGCAAAUUAGUCAGAUUUCAGGGGUCAGUCUUUCAAAUGAUUUCUACUUUUUCUCAAGGGUUUUGGUGGCAUAAAGCAGGAAGGAAGGGGAACCAAGACUGGGCGACAGUGGAAUUGGGGUGCAGGUAAAGUAUCCAGGGCCCAGAAACUCUGUUAUUCUGAUCAUUAGAAACCUCACAUAUUAUUAUUUUAAUGGGCAAAACUAGAUUUGAAUGGUAUAAAAAAUAAGCCAUUUGUACAUUGCUGAAAACCAUUGACUUGGAACCAAUUGGACUUCUCUGUGAGGUGGUUUGUUUGUUUUUUUAAAAAAAUGAGUUGUGUAUCUUUCAGCCAUGGCUUUAAUGGGAAUGCAGUUCUGAUUUAUAACAUGUGCAAAUUGAAACUGUACAUGGAAAGCUGCCCUUAGUGUCCAGUAAAUACAAUCAACAUAGUUUCCAAAUUUUCCUUGGAGCCAUGAGGGUUUUACACAAAACCACUGCUGUGAUUCUCAACUCCAAUUUUUGCAGUAGCUAACCGUUAAAUAAUAGAAUUGUAAUGUUGGGAAGGUCCCUGAGGGUUAUCUUGUCCAACCUCCUGCAAUGCAGGAAUCUCAACUAAAGCAUCCACAACAAAUGACCAUCCAACCUUUUAAAAAUGUCCAAAGAAGGAGAGUCCACCACCUUCCGAGAGAGUCUAGUCCACUGUCGAACAGCUCUUACCAUCAGAAAGUUCUUCCUGAUGUUUAGUCAGAAUCUCCUUUCUUGUAACCUGAAUACAUUGGUUUGGGUCCUACUCUCCAGAACAGGAGAAAACAAGCUUGCUUCAUAUUCCCUUUAGAUACCGGUAUUUAGAUGUUAGAUAACCAAUUCUGUAAUCUUACAAACCCAGAUAAUAUGCAAGAACCCUGAGUAUAUCCUUCGCUUGUGGUCUGCUUGAGAGCCAUAUAAUUAUUUGAAAUUAUCAUUACAGUAGUUCAGUGCUAGUGAACUCUACAUCUGCUUUCAGUUUUUGCAAAUACAACCAGUGAAACAAGAAAAGGUGGUUCAGUUAGGUGUCAAAAGCAAAUGUGAUGUCUUGACAUCAGUGUUUGUUUGUGUAUAGGGUAAAGGUAAAGGUAAAGGUAAAGGGUGGGAAAGUGAAUAUUGAAAGAUGUAUUCAGGAACAUGAAAUUGAAAUAGGUAGCAAAUAAAACACUUAAUUUCACUACCAUAGAUCAACUGACUUUAAGAUGUAUUUUACAUCAUUUGUUUUCUGAAAAGGACUCAUUUAUAUACAGGUAUUCAGAACAGAUUGUCUGCCAAAAAAGAAAUUCUUCUCCCACUGGGAGAUGGGAAGUGUUUCCCCCCCAGAAGUUCCUGGGGAGCAUUUUGAGAGUGGGAUGGCUCCUCCCAUCUUGCAAGCCAAGGUUAAGGAAACUUGGUUUUUGUUAGUGCAUUGUAGCAUGGAACCAUGGUUAAUGCCGGGAAGAAAAUAAGGAAAUUGUUUGCAGGAAACAAAUGUUAAUUAUCUACAAGACUGAAGUGUUUGAAGACAGUUUUUAACUGUGUCUUAAAAUGAGCAAGGAACUUUGUUGGGUGCUAGACACAUAACUGUUGCAUACAAGUUCCGUAAUAUGAAUUUAUGCUUGAAUAUACUACAACUUUGACUGAUGAGACCUGCUUGUGUUGUUGCCAGGUCCCCUCUCAUUACUCCACUGGGUAGUUGACAGCCUUUUAAUCCUAAAUAUAAAUUGGGAACUUUGAAAUACAGUGGAACCUCAGUUUUCGAACAUCUCAGCUGCUGAGCGUUUCGGAAGCUGAAUGCCCCAAACCCAGAAGUGAAGGCUUCCAUUUUCAAGCAUGCCUCGGAAGUUGAAUGGCUUCUGAGGCACAUUUCUCAUUUUUUCCCCAUUCGCUUUGCCGACAGCUCUUUGUUCCUCGGUUUUCGAACAUUUCGGAAGUCAAACGGUCUUCUGGAAUGGAUUACGUUCGAAAACCGAGGUUCAACUGUAUAUAGAUUGCCCAGCAUUUACACACCUGAGUGCUUAGUGCGGAUGACUGUCUGUUUUCUUUCCUAUAUACAGUCAUACCUCAGGUUACAGACACUUCAGAUGGCGCGUUUUUGCGUUGUGCACCGUGCCGAACCUGGAAGUAGCGGAAUGGGUUACUUCCGGGUUUCGGCGCAUGCGCAAAAGUGCUAAAUCACACUUUGUGUAUGCGCAGAAGCGCCGAAUCACUACCCACGUGUGUGCAGACACGGCACUGCGGGUUGCGAACGCUGUGGGUUGCGAAUUUGCCUCCCACACGGAUCACGUUCGCAACCUGAGCGUCCUCUGUACGUUGUUUGUGUUUGCCUUUAGGUAUGCUGUUCUAUAUUAGAAAUUUGAUUUACUUUUUAUAGGAAUAUGCGUUACAGAUUUACAUUCUCUAGGACUGGUAGAUCAUUAAUGUUCUUUAGGUUAAGACCAGCGUUUCAUUUUGAUCCUGGCUGUACGUACGUACGUACGUACACACACACACACAUUGUGAAAGCCUGUUAUACUUUAAAUUUCAUUUUAAUUUUCACUUAAAACCUACUUGAUAUGCUUUGUAUGUUGUUGUGUUAAGAUAAUUUUACAGCAAGCUUUAUGUCUGAGGCAAGCUACCAUAUAUUAAUUAACAUGAUGACAGAGAAAAGGGAAGUGUAUCAUUAUGAAGGCACUUCCUGUUGCAUAGGUUGAGUUCUGUUACGAUGCAAUGGGAACUCUUUCCUGUGCUGAUCCCGUGGGAAAUAGCUGCCAGCAGAACAAUUUUAAAGUAGCAAUCACCUGUAAAUAUUUUGUGUGGAAGCAACUUAGAGGUUUCAAUAAUAAAUAACAUUUUGAUACCUUUUAUCAGCUUUCAGUUGUGAUGCCACAUCCCUUGAUGUUUUUAGUGAUGAAUCAACUAAAUUUGUUCUAAAGGAGUUGAUAAUGUUUCACUUGAAAUUCAUUAGCAUGUCACAACCCUACUAUUCCUCCUUACAUGCUAGGUUGAGACUGGUGCGCUUUGUACAUGAUGCCACUGUGAAAAAUAUUCUGAGUCAUGUUAAGGGUAUAACCUGAAGAGCUUCUCUGUAAGAUACAGUAGUGAUGUUUGUUGUAUAUUAAUUGGUUACAGAAUGUUUGGCACUUCAUGCCUGUGCAAAGGAAAUGUAAUUUACAGCCAAGCCGGAGGCAGCAGGAAAAACAGCCAACAAAAACAUGGAAGACAGGUGAAGGAUGGCACAGUUCCUCUGAAGCUGUAGGCAACUUCUUGACAUCCUGGUUACCAUGACACCCAGCAGAGGACUGUGGGGGGAAAGUGGGAAUUCCUCCCCUCCCCUUAAAUGCUACUAAUGGCCAUGGCUGGGAUUUGCCUGGUGUGCUGACAUCAUGGGGAGUUGCUGUAGCUGCCCAUGCAGAGACAGUGUUCCAGAUCACCACCCCACCAAGUUUAAGGUGACAAAUGUCGACGAUGAGGGCAACGAGCUGGGCUCGGGGAUUAUGGAGUUGACACAGAGGGAGCUUGUUUUGCACACACACAAACGCGAUGCUGUUCGGUGGCCAUACCUCUGCUUGCGUCGCUAUGGCUAUGACUCCAACCUCUUCUCCUUUGAGAGUGGGCGCCGAUGCCUGACUGGCCAGGGAAUUUUUGCAUUCAAGUGCUCAAGAGCAGAGGAGAUUUUCAACUUGCUGCAGGAACUGAUGCAGUGUAACAGCAUCAAUGUGGUGGAAGAGCCUGUUGUCAUCACAAGGAACAGUCAUGCUGCUGAACUGGAACUGCCCCGGACACCCCAGACACCCAAUACUCUCGGAUAUACAGUUCCAGGGUUUCCCAAUGGAUUCCACAGCUUCCCUGUGGAGGCCUCAUCCUGCCCUGCCGCGAGACAUGCCUCCAUGGGCAGCCUAAGGCAUUCCUCAGUUGGCGAGGACUCCACACAUGCCCUCAUUGUCCCUGAUGAGCAAUCCCACACCUAUGUGAACACAACCAGCGGUGAGGAGGAGAUGAGGGGCCGCCACUGCAUGCACUCCUUGCCUGAAGUCCACCCUCCUGUUUCCCACCCCAGCCAUAGCUGCUCGCUAGAGGACCGGAACCCCCAGGUUUACUUACAGCCAGGGGAGGUGAAGUUCAUGUUGGGUCCUGCCCCUGGGUACAGGCACAUGAUGAAAUGCGACGGCUUCUGCCGGCCCCAUUGGGAGUGCGCAGGGCAUAUGUGCGCCCCCAACAACAACAACAACGAAUGCAAAGACGAAUGCCUCACCCCCAAGUAUGUGUACGAGAACAUCAACGGCCUCCUGCCAUCUCGAGGUGCCUUGCUUCGCCGGGGCACCAGGCGCUUGAAAAUUGCCCGUGAGGAUCUGAACCCCCCCGGCUGCUCUCACCGCCGGGCCACCCUGCUGCACUAUGAGAACCUGCCUUCGCUGCCGCCCGUGUGGGAGUGCCAGCCGCUAAGGCAGGACCAGGAGGAGGAGGACUCUGGCGAUGCAAUGACACCUUCCCCCAACGGUUACCCAGAACUCGAGGAAGACGACCCUUUGCAGAACUACAUGAACUCGGAAAGCGCUGUGCUGCAGGGGGGCCUGCGCAGGGGGGGCUGCUUGCAGCGGCGCCGCAGCUGCACGCCCAACGUCUUCAAUUUUGACUUCCGCCGGCCCUGCUCAGAGCAGCCAAGGCAGCUCAACUACAUCCAGGUGGAACUGGAGGACGACCCCCACAAAGGGUGCCGGAGCACACCAGUCCCCUGUGCCUCACGUACGUCUGCCGCCCACCCAGCCCGUAGGACGGAUUCCUAUGCGGUCAUUGACCUCAAAAAGACAGCAGCCAUGUCCAACCUGCAGAGGGCGCUGCCUAGGGACGACGGGACUUCCAGGAAAACGCGGCAUAACAGCACUGACCUGCCUCUCUAGGAGGAAUGGCCGGCCUGAGCACCGCAUUGUGGCUUCACACCUGCUCUUCAACUAAUCAUAGCAUCAUUGCCAUCUUCCCAUUGCUCCUCCUGUUUCCCAGUGCGAUUCACUGGGAUGGCUCCAUCAAGCUAACUUGAGAAAUGUAGCCUAUUUGUGCCUCUUCCCAGCCCCCCAUUUCUCCUGCCGUGUAGUUCUUGAAGUCUUGCCAAGUGUUUGAAAACUUGACUUGUUUGAUAGCAGGGAGGGGGGAGCAUUAGUGAUCAUGCUACUUGUUCUCCCCUCCCCUGCACCUUUAUAUAGGAAUCAUGUUUGGAAAGCUUUCCUGUUUCAUCGGAUCCUCUUGAGGAUCCUACUGACAGAAUGUGGGGUUUUUUUAUGAAAAGCAAAGGAAUAUUGCAAAGAAGUGGGGGAAGAAACACUUCCAAAAACAGUACAGGUAGGGCAUGAGGGCUAGAAAGUUUAUACCUUUUUAUUUUUGAAGGAAUGCAGAAAUAUAUUUAUUUUUUAAAUUCAUGUUAAUUUUAUUUAUUUAUUUACUUGGGAGGUGGGGGGUUUCCUCUAUUUAUUUAUUUAUUUAUUUAUUUAUUUAUUUAUGUCUGUCUGUCUGUCUGUCUGUCUGUCUGUCUGUCUGUCAAGAGUUGAAGUGCCAAGUAAAUAUAGAGUAUAAUGACUUUGUAGUUCAUUCUUCUUUUGUGACAUUGGGGAUGGGGGAGGUCAUUUGAGGAGGAUCGCAUCCACCCUCCCCCCCCACCUGCCAAUUGAAGGCCAAAUAGUGGCAGUAAGGAAGGAAGGGAUUUAGUCUAGCAGACUAGCGCAGCUCCUUUGCAGAAGUUUGGAAAUGAACGCAAGGAUGAUCCUAGCACUGCGUACUUACAAAGUUGGUUCCACAUGCCGACAAAUCUGAUCUUGUAGCUCAAGUUCCUUUCUUAUUGAAUGUAAUACACAUCUCUCCAUCGUUGCAGCAAAAAAGAACCAUGGGACUGUAAAUUGUCAACCCCUAACAAAAGCCCCUAACAAACUUUUCAACACUGCCUUGCUAGUAGCUCCGCAGAAACUUCCCAAGAAGCCAACCUUCUUAUAGUAGUGCUAGGGAGGGAUGUGGAUUUAGGGGGCAGCUCACUCUUUUUCUGGUGUCCUUUGGAACUUCUCUCCCUCCACCUCACCUGAUUGUGUGCCCAUUUCUCAAUUCCAGCAGCCUUUGUGACCCCUUCACACUGCUUCUUUGAAUACUUUGGUGGAUCCCAGCCCACCUUUUGUGGAUAUUCGGCGUCUAAAUAGAGCUUUUUGCAUAACUUUAUUGACAAGCACCGCUUUGUUUCACUGUGACUGCCGGGGCUGGUUUAGACUAAAAAUAACCCUACAGUAGGGAAUGUGAUUGUGGCCAUUUCUUUUUGCUGCUGCAGUUCUUCCCCCAGAGGUGGCUUUUCCGGAGAUAACUACAGUCCCGAGAAGCUGUUCAGCUUGAUGGACUUUGUGCCCCUGAAGCCACUGGAAAAGCUCAGUAUGUCUGAAGCCACUGGGAAAGUUCAGUAAGCCAAACAUGAAGGUAUUUUAGAGCUUCUGGAAGCUGCUUCAUGGGUACUUUUUCUUAACUACUGUCUUGCAGACCACUGUACUGUUUCUUUUUUGUCAGUCACCAUAUUUUCAUAUUCAGGGGAAGGGUCCUUAGCUCAGUGGUAGAGCUCAUGUCUUGCAAAGCAUCAGUCUGUGGCAUCUUCAGGUCGGGCUGAGAAAGGUUUUGAGAGCCGCUACUGGCAAGUCCGAGCCAGACUGAUGGUACACAGCUGUUUCCCAUGUUCUUAUAGUCCACAGCUUCCAUGUGGGAAGCUGUGUGAAAAGCUUAUAAACUAAGGCCUGUGCACACACUACUGUUUCCUCUGGCUCCAGCGCACUCCACCCAUUGUUGUUUGAGGCUCAGUGCACAUGGCGUUAGCCACAUUGAACAUGCAUCCUGUGUUUCCCCAAGAAAUGCCUCUGUUUGAUGUGUUUCUCCUCAAAUCAGCUUCCAUCCAAUUUAGUUUAAGCCAAGAUGUGCACAGUUCAGACAGCUGUUGCGCAUGCACAGAGGACAGCACAUGCGCAGAUGAGCGCUUCCUGGAAUAGGAGUCCAGAGGGGUUGCAGGCAUGGGGGGGGGGAACAAAUCAAGUACCACUGAUUGGGUGAUGGCACUCCUGACGCUGCUCUAGUGUGUACAAGAAGUGUAAAGGCAACUUGAAAUGCAGCAGGGGAAAGCGACCUUGCUGUGUCUUUAGCUGCUCCUGCGUACGGACCCUCUUGCUCCAUACAAGCUAUUGUUCCCCCGCUCACUCCCCUUCGAACAUCUUGUCUUUCCCACUUCUGUGUGAAUACAGCCAGUGAAGAUGUUUGUCAGUCAGUGUACUGGGAUUCGAGACUGAUUGUAAUAUCGCAGGUGCCACGUGAGACGUCACCUUGGAUGGCUUGCAUGGGGCGGCUGCUCCACAUGGCUUCAGCAGGGCAGAUGACCACAGUGGCGGUGCCAAAUCUUCAGGAUUUCCCCCUUGUUGCAUCCAUUGCAGUCUCGUGGACCACAGUUUAAGAACCACGGGUGUAGGGGGAAGGGGAUCCCACAGUUAAGGUGGACAGUCUAGUCAGGAAGGUGCUUGGAUUUAUCUUAAAGAUCACAAUGGAACGUAGAGAUGGAUGUGCUAAAUUUUAGAGCCCAAACCGAGAUUUCUUUUUGGUGACAAGAGUAAAACAGCAUGAAGAAUCGUUGCAAAUAGGUUUUAUUUUUUUCUAAAAACAUUUCAAUGCAAAGUUUGUUUUUAAGGCAAAGGGCCAUCAGUAGCCUUUCUUCUUACCUCAUUUUGUACCGUUUCACUAUUGAAUAUAGUAUGAGAAAGUGAACAAGCAACCAAAGUGAGACCUGUGAGUUUUGUUGUCGGGGAAAGACUAGGCACAUGCUCUGCAUGCCCUUUCAAUAGUCUUUCUUCUUACCUUAUUUUGUACCAGGUUUUUUGUUUUUGUUUAAAAUAAAGUUGUGGGGAAAUCUUAUUACCCCCAGCAUGAUUAAGGCAGGUUUAACUCUUAGUAUUGAUCUGCCCUUUGGAGACACAGACUGAAUCAGUUGCAGUGAAACAAGCAGAGUGGGCUGCCACCUAGUGUUGUCUUUCAGAAGUGUAUGUCCCUUUGUCAUCAACUCUUCCCAUAGCCUGCCUGUUAAUUUUUUAGUAGAUCUACAAGCACUCUUUGCACAGCCACUGACGCAAUGGAACGUGGUGCUCUUCCGAUCUUUUUGACCAGAAGUGCUAGGGAUUCCACAUUCUCCCUUGACAAAAGCUCAUUAAUACAGUGGUGCCUCGCUAGACGAAUUUAAUUCGGGUCAAUUCGUAUAACGAAAAAUUUGUCUAGCAAAUCCCAUAGGAAUGCAUUGGAAAAAAAUAUAUUAUUUUUUUGCCCAUAGGAACGCAUUAAUUGAAUUUCAAUGCAUUCCUAUGGGAAACCACGAUUCGCUAGACAAAUUUUUCGUAAAAUGAAUUUGUCUAGCGAGGCAACCUCCACUAGAAAAAUCUCUUCGUUAAGCGAAAAAUUCGUCUAGCGAGGCACCACUGUAGGUCCAUGAUGGGCACAAAUUCAACAGGUGCAGCUUCCCCCAUUAUAGAGAUGAGUGAUGGAGAAAGCUACACAUCUGGGAUAGCUGCCUGCUGUAGACCUAUUUGGGACAGACUUUCCUCCAUCACAAAAAAGAGGCCGGGGUGGAGGGAAGGAUGAUAAUUCUAAAGAGAGCCAAAAAUUGGUCUUAUAAAUAUUGAUAUUAUAAAAAUGGAUCUUAAAUAAUUGCAAUUUUCCCAGCCACAUGUGGGACCUUUCUACUCUUCCACAUAAGCCCGGAGCUUUUAAUGAAAACUCAUGGAUAAUCUAUUUAAUAUAGAUUCAGUUCAGCCCUUGAUCAGCUUCCACAGCAUGAAAUCAGAUGCAUUUGGUUCUAGUAGUAGGCCUCAUCAAGUCCAGCUUGUGACAAGAAAAUACUUUCUUUGUUUCCUAAUCAUUUUUGUGUUGUUUUUCACGCAGUGGGUUGUCUUUGACCUUUUGAUUUGCACAUAUUUGCCUUGCUUUUAAACAACCAUUGACAAAAUGUGGCUCAAGGGUGCAAGUGGAGCUUAUUUUCUCUCAUUUGUUACAUGUGCCAUGCUAGCCUUAAUUAAUAAAGCAAACGGAAGAAAAAGGCCUUUCCCCCCCUUUUGUAAACCAGCUGCUGUGCUGCCCCAUCUCUGGAUAUAAGGUGCUCAGCAUCCCAAGUGGAUGCUUUUAAAGCUCUAUCUGGUGCUAUGAGAAAGACAAUUAAGUUCAACGCAAUGCUUUGGUCAACUUCCAAGGCAAUGUCCUAUUCUGUCCUAACUUGGAUCGCCACGUUCCCCUCGCCCUGCAGAAACCCUAUGCUUUUAGCAACAGUGUGUCAGGCAAUCUCCCCCCCCCCCCAAGUAUAGCUUUUCUUUGCAUGGCCAAUGUAGAAAGCUGUGGUUAUUUAUUGCCUCCCACACAACUGGUAAAUGCACUGAGUCUCCCUCUGUUGGAUGGGAUGAGUAGGGAGGGAAAGUAAAAUGACAACCUUAGACUACCUAUGGGUUUAUGACUUCUGUGAUCUCAUCCCCAUGUUAGUCUGUAUAGUCUGCAUCAACUUUGUCUCAUAGUGGGGGGAACAAUAAUCUGUAAUCUAAGGGGAUCUCCCAGCUUGCUGCUUUUCAAACUUUUCUUAGUCUUAUAGCUUCCGGAACAUUAUAUCCAAAUCCCUUGGGUAGUAAAAAUCAGCAUUUAAAAGAGGAGCCUUAGUGGGUAUGUAUGUUUACCAUUACAAUGUCCACACCAUUUCUCAUGAGGCUGGAGCAGGAACUACAAGUUGUGAAGCUGAGUAAUGGUGGCACCUACUCACUUCAUAGGGGUAUUAUGAAGAUUAACUGGUGUUUACAAAGGGUUUGAGCGACAUAAGUGCCAAGAAUAGUUACGACUGAAGUUAGUUUGUAUGUCAAAUGUAAUCUCUGGUUGGUUGUGACUUUGGUUUUGCAGCCAGUGUGAAAGGGCUGUCCACAUACCUCUUAAUUCCCAAUAUACUUGCCAUUGCUCCAUAAUGGGUGUACCUGUACUCUUGCUUGGGGAGUCAUCUUGUCCCUUGUGGAAGAAGGGGUGACUAUUUUUUAUUUGCAUUCGUAACUUUUCUUAACAUUUGCCCCCAACAAUUUUGCUUAUAUUUUCGCGUGGCUUGUUGACCCUUUCUUUAAUUGCUGGAUUGCAUAAAAGCAGAUUGGCACUGUCUUCUUAACAGCUGUGCCAAUGACACAAGGUGCCAUUUUCUCUUGUUCUAGUGGCAAGACAACCUGCAUCUGCUAGUACAGGGCUGCGGGUGGCGCUGUGGGUUAAACCACUGAGCCUAGGGCUUGCCGAUCAGAAGGUUGGGGUGAGCUCCCAUUGCUCGGUCCCUGCUCCUGCCCACCUAGCAGUUUGAAAGCACGUCAAAGUGCAAGUAGAUAAAUAGGUACUGCUCCGGCAGGAAGGUAAAUGGCAUUUCCGUGCGCUGCUCUGGUUUGCCAGAAGCGGCUUAGUCAUGCUGGCCACAUGACCUGGAAGCUGUACGCCGGCUCCCUUGGCCAGUAAAGCGAGAUGAGCACCGCAACCCCAGAGUCGUCUGCGACUGGACCCUAACGGUCAGGGGUCCCUUUAACUUUACCUUUACAGGCAGUAAAGGCACAGGUGUUCUGUUUCCUAGGGAUUGUGGCCACCUCAUCACGGUGUUCUCUCAGGAACUUUAACCUCUGGACUUCUGUGAAAAUAUGCUAAAUUCCUACAGCUACUUUAGGAGAAAGAAUCUAAACAGUUAGCUAAGGAAGUUACCAGAUUGGCAUAUGCGAGCCAGUGACUAGGAUGAGUGAGGGGAGGAAUUGGGGAGGAAUCUUGUUACAUAAAGGGGAUACCAUUUCCUCUGCAAGUGAUUCAUUUUGAAAAGCCCAGCUUUAGCUAGGCAGAUCUCAAGCUUUUACCCUGUGCAGUUUUCUUCAUAGUUAACUAGUACUGAUGUCUUUGCUGACUAUCUGAUGUGGCAGGAAAGCAAAGGCACUUGGGGAUGCCCAGCUGCUCUGGCCACAAAAGCUGCUCUGUGGUUUGUUUCUUCACUGGUUCCUGUUGUGUAUCCUCCAUUCAUUCUCUCUCUGUAUCUCAUCCGAUCGUAUCCUUCAAAGCAAAUAGCAUUAGCAGUGCCAUGUGAUUGAGGAGCGCUCGUGUCUUAUUUUAAUGUGCACUACGAAUGUACCCAAAAUAAAUGAAAUCUGAUUACUA
Messenger RNA from Zootoca vivipara (common lizard), 12896 nucleotides. The record is from RefSeq and is a predicted model, not a curated record. NCBI's taxonomy places the organism in Eukaryota, Metazoa, Chordata, Lepidosauria, Squamata, Lacertidae.